This is a messenger RNA of Peniophora sp. CBMAI 1063, 1113 nucleotides long. NCBI's taxonomy places the organism in Eukaryota, Fungi, Basidiomycota, Agaricomycetes, Russulales, Peniophoraceae. The record is from the annotation of a GenBank genome assembly.
AUGGUUCGUCGGCUCGACAGUUCACACCCGCGGGAGCACGCGGAAGCCGCCAGACACAACUUUCUCAGCAGGCCCUUCAUCACUUCGCUGUCAAGCUAUGUGUCCUUCUCUGUCGAGAAAGUGGUGUGGUCAAGCGGUUUCCCCAGUUUCUUUUGCUCCAGGCACCUCAUCCUCUCGAAUAUGGACGCACCGCAACCUCUCGCGCUACUUGCCAGCAAUGUCACUCAAACCGUACUCUUCGGUUAUGUUCCGACAGGCUGGAUUUGCAUAGUGCUCCUAGUUUUCUUCGGUAUUUCUACGCUUGGACACUUGUGCCAGGCCAUCUAUUUCAGGCUGUGGUGGCUUCUGCCGACCGCCGUGGCAGCGGGUAUUCUUGAGCUCAUUGGCUGGGGUGCGCGUGAAUGGGCGAGCAGAAUACCAAACGAGCCGAACUUCAAUCCUUACCUUAUCCAAAUCGUUACGACGAUCAUCGCACCAACACCUCUGGUGGCCGCGAACUUCAUCAUCCUCGGGCGCAUCAUCCAGCGCCUAGGAAGCCAAUACAGUCGUUUGAGCGCGACCUGGUAUUCGGUGGUUUUCGUUUCGUGCGAUGCGGUUGCGCUCAUCGUUCAAGCCGUUGGCGGGGCCAUCGCAUCGAAAGCCGUGCGUCAGAACGAAGAUCCUGAGAAGGGCGGGCAUAUCAUGCUCGGUGGCAUUGUCUUCCAGAUGGCCGCGAUUGUCGCAUACGCGACGCUUGCCACCGAGUUCCUCGUUCGCUACUUCAAGGAUCGUCCACUGUCGCUCUACAGUCGGAAUAGGAACUCGCCUUCUCGAACGCCGCUCUCAACGCGCAUGCGGCUAAUGCUCGUCGGGUUGGCGAUGAUGACUGUGUUCAUCUUCAUCCGGUCGGUAUACCGUACCAUCGAACUCAUCAACGGUUUCCAGGGCCCGAUCAUUCAGACACAGGUCUUAUUCAAUGUGCUUGACGGCGCGAUGAUUGUACUGGCCCUGUGGACGUUGAACUUCUUUCACCCGGGCCUGUUGCUCUUCAACAAGACAGCGGACAAGGCGAAUAGUGAGGACAGCGUGCGACUGGAUAGCAUGGAAACGAAGCCUCUUGAGGCUCAGCCUUGA